ACAAUACUCUCACCACAGACAAAAUUUUUAAAGAUCUGGAAAAUGUCUAAUAACGGCAGUAUCACUUGGCCCGAAAGCACAGCACUACAUUUCGCUGACGGAGAGCGUAUGUUCAAUAAUGAUUUGAUUAAAUCAUCCCUCGCUACUUCUCGAUCAAAUAGUUUUUCGGAUGAGGAAGAACUUCAUUGUCCACGAUGUACAUUCUAUAUUCUUCCAAAUAGGACAUCCUGUGAGAUGUGCGGUACGAACAUAACUAGACGGGAACAUGAGAAUAGAUCUGAUGAGAAACCAAAAAUCCAUAUUGGACCUGUUGAAGUUGGUAAAGAUGUUGGUAUCGCCGUUGAUCUCCAAGCGCCAUCUAAACCUGGAAAAUACGUUUCAUACUGGCGAUUAACAGACAGUGAGGGCAAUCAAUUUGGACACAAAAUCUGGUGUGAUAUUACUGUGGAAGACGACUAAUCAUCUUUAACCGCAUUGAAUUACCGUAUGAUCAAUAAUCCGUUUCGAAUAGAUCUUAAAAAGAUAACAUCUUUAGCUGCAACCAUUCUUACAUCUUCAAAUUGGAAGACUUUAAAAUAAUGAUGCACUUUUGCGUGGCCGAUAGAUCGUGGUCAGAAAUGGCAUCUUCAUCCCUCCUCCUCUCCUUUUCUCAAAAACUUUCAUAAUAUUCCGUUUCCUGAGAUUUAAUAAUAUCACAUCAUUUACUGCACGUUUCAUUAGAUUUUAUUGAUUUUAUUGAUUUUAUUGCACAUCAAUUUAAAAUAGAAGCUUUAUGUUUUGCAUUAAGGCGAAUUUUAUUUAUGUAAUGUACAGUAUAUAGAGAUGGUAUCUACAAGAAUUUAUGUUAUGAA
Molecule: messenger RNA, 851 nt
Organism: Rhizophagus irregularis DAOM 181602=DAOM 197198
Lineage: Eukaryota; Fungi; Glomeromycota; Glomeromycetes; Glomerales; Glomeraceae
Molecular function (GO): protein binding
Source: RefSeq, a predicted model, not a curated record